AUGGCUGCCAUUAUCGGAGACGUUUUUGCUGAUUCCCCAUCGCGCUUCCAUGGCAUGAUCGGCAGCCACUCCCACGACAUCCAUUACCAAGCCCGGUCAGCCAGCCGAUCCCGCGACCGAGACACGCAGUCGCACCACACGCCGCGCCCGACAGCGAGCCCCCGCAGACCAUCAACAUCGUUUAGUAGCAGUACACAGCACCAGUCACAGGACAGGAGUACCACGAUACAGCCACCAAACCACGCCCUUGCCUCAGCCGGCGAGAGAACAACGAGGUUACCGUCGCCGCCACCUUCAUCUUCCUCAUCGCAACCGUCAUCAGGCGGCACGCAACCACGAUUCGAAGUACCUGGAGAUGUCUCUCAAGAAUCCACUGCGGGCUCUUUUUCUUCGUUCGACUCGGACGCUUCUUCAGCUAGCACCAGCACCGCCACGACAGUGAUACCCCCGUCGUCGAGGUCAAUGCCCUCACCAGGGUCUGAUAACGGUCCACAAUGGAACUCGACGCCCCUCGAGACAACCAACCCAUCCAUCCCCGCUCAUCUUGAUGAUCCACCGGAGUCCCCUAUCCAAACCCAAACCACGAUCCGAGUGCGCGACCUCGCCCACAUCCAGAGCCUGGCAAAGGCUGAUUUACUUACCGGCACCGGGCCUGGUACUGUGAACGACCCUCCGCUACAACAAAUGAAAUAUGAAAUUAGCGGCAUGCCUAUUGGUGAUAUUAUUGAGAUGGUAGCAGCCUUGCUCACCAAGAUUACGGCGACGAAUGAUCUUCAGCAUGACGCCCUCAACCGCAACGCGCACCACUUGCGACAGGCUCAAGCACAAGCACGGGGCGAAGAAGGAUCCGGUGAGACUGGAAUGAGCCCACUUAGCAGCAGUGUUUUAGCCUUCCAUGGCAAGAACGUGCCUGCCAUCACUAUCCUCAGCUACCUGAGCCGGAUUCACAAGUACUGCCCCACCACGUACGAAGUUUUCUUAAGUUUGCUGGUGUAUUUCGACCGCAUGACCGAACGUGUCAACGAUCUGGUUAUGAAGAGUGAAGAAGCCCGUCGCUUCCAGCAACCGAAAACUGUGGCUCCUGGGGCCUCCGUCGACAAGGACAUAGUCAUGCGGGAUCAUGACGACGAGGGCGAGGAAGACGACCGUGGCUCCAGUGACGCGACCGAGACGGACUCUGAAUUAGCCGACUCGACCGACGGGGAAGAUAACGCCACUAGUGCCGCCCGGGCCCCAGAGAAACAAACGGGGGCAAGUACACGGAGCAGCGGCGGGGGACGCAGCUCACACCCCAGUGCUCCCAACGCCCCAGGGGUAUCUGCGCAGCAACAAGCGACAUAUUUUGUGGUCGACAGCUUUAAUAUCCAUCGCUUAAUCAUUGCUGGUGUGACUUGCGCCAGCAAGUUCUUUUCGGACGUGUUUUAUACCAACUCGCGGUAUGCCAAGGUCGGCGGCCUCCCCCUACCCGAGUUAAACCACCUUGAGCUGCAGUUCCUCCUGCUCAACGAUUUUCGUCUUGCCGUACCAGUCGAGGACCUCGAGGCAUAUGCCACGAUGCUUGUCGAGUUUUACGCACGUGAGGUUCUUGCGCAGCGGUCACGUCCAAGUACGGAGUAA
Messenger RNA from Dichotomopilus funicola, 1617 nucleotides. Its product is annotated as cyclin-domain-containing protein. NCBI's taxonomy places the organism in Eukaryota, Fungi, Ascomycota, Sordariomycetes, Sordariales, Chaetomiaceae. Bases 1 to 1617 code for a protein of 538 amino acids. Gene Ontology annotation, molecular function: protein kinase binding; cyclin-dependent protein serine/threonine kinase regulator activity. Gene Ontology annotation, biological process: regulation of cyclin-dependent protein serine/threonine kinase activity. Gene Ontology annotation, cellular component: nucleus; cyclin-dependent protein kinase holoenzyme complex. The transcript is spliced from 2 exons. The record is from RefSeq and is a predicted model, not a curated record.